AUGGGGAUGAUGGGGAUGAUGGGGUUGAUGGGGAUGAUGAGGGUGAUGGGGAUGAUGGAGAUGAUGGAGAUGAUGGGGAUGAUGGGGGUGAUCUGGAUGUUGGGGGUGAUGGGGAUAAAGGGGAUUAUGGGGAUGAUGGAUAUGAUGGGGGUGGGGGAUGAUGGGGAUGAUAGGGAUGAUUGGGUUGAUGGGGAUAAAGGGGGUUAUGGGGGUGAUGUGGAUGAUGGGGAUGAUGGGGAUGAUGGAGAUAAUGGUGAUGAUGGGGGUGAUGGGGAUGAAGGGGAUGAUGGGGAUGAUGGAGAUAAUGGAGAUGAUGGGGGUGAUGGGGGUGAUGGGGAUGAAGAGGGUGAUGGAGAUGAUGGGGAUGAUUGGGGUGAUGGGGGUGAAGGGGGUGAUGGGGAUGUUGGGGGUGAUGGGGAUAAAGGGGAUGAUGGGGAUGAUGGAUAUGAUGGGGGUGAUGGGGAUGAUGGGGAUGAAGGGGCUCAUGGAGAUGAUGGAGUUGAUGGAGAUGAUAGGGAUGAUGGAGAUGAUGGGGAUGAUGGGGGUGAUGGGGAUAAAGGGGAUGAUGGGGAUGAUGGGGAUGAUGGGGGUGAUGGGAAAGAUAGGGAUGAUGGGGUUGAUGGUGAUAAAGAGGGUUAUGGGGGUGAUGUGGACGAUGGGGAUGAUGGAGAUGAUGGGGAUUAUGGGGAUGAUGGAGAUGAUGGAUGGAGAUGA
Danaus chrysippus (African queen) is the source of this 714-nucleotide messenger RNA. Lineage: Eukaryota; Metazoa; Arthropoda; Insecta; Lepidoptera; Nymphalidae. The record is from the annotation of a GenBank genome assembly.